GGUGCGGCGGCGCCGCCCUCCUCCUGCUCCCGCCUUCUCCUCAGGUAAGGGCGGCCCGAGGCGGCGGAGCUGGAGCUGCCGUCGCUCCCCCGCCAUGGCGGCCCCAGGCGGGCUGGGCCGCUGCGUGGCCGCCUUCUGGCUGGCGCUGGCUUUCGACGCGCUGGGCCUGGCGGUGCUGCUGGCCGGCGUGUUCGCCGACGUGUUCUUCUCCGACCUGCUCAUCUACGCAGGGGGUAUCGGCAUCUUCUUCAGCCUCAUCUGGUGGGUGUUCUGGUACGCGGGCAACUUGGAGGUACCGCUGGAGGAGCUGCGGGACGACGUGGGGCUGGCGCCGCCCAAGGGUCGUGGGGACAGCUUGCUGCGGGGGCUGGUGCACGGCCUCAGCCACCGCUUCUCCUCCGCAUUUUCUUCCGCGCCGCGAUCCCGUGCUGCGGCCGCCGACCUGGAGCUGCAGUGUCCCGGGGGCCCGCGGGGCCGCCCCGCCGAGUCCGGCAGGACCUGUUGAAGACACCAUUGUGGAAGUUACUGACUCUAAAAGUGGAGGAAGUGCUGCAAAUUGUGGAAAAAUUCCCUCUUCAAUGCCAUAGGAUUCUCUCACUAUGGAAUAAUCUCUGCAACCACCAUGGACUCUAUAAAAUGGACACAUAUAGCCAUAUCUCUGCCAAACACACUUAUUUCAGUGUUGGACUGGAUAGCUUUUGUGGGUUGUUUUUUUUAACCAUUUCAUUACAUAAAUUAGG
Molecule: messenger RNA, 740 nt
Organism: Calypte anna (Anna's hummingbird)
Lineage: Eukaryota; Metazoa; Chordata; Aves; Apodiformes; Trochilidae
Gene: TMEM238
Product: transmembrane protein 238
Exons: 2
Coding region: 95-505 (136 amino acids)
Source: RefSeq, a predicted model, not a curated record